GUUAAAUACGCCCAAGAACAAUUCAAGAAUAAAGUUUUAUUACAAAAUGAUGUUUCAUUUUUGUUUUCCUCUAGGACCUUUGAAGAAAGUUUCCCCGACUGAUUCUGAUAAUUUUCGCAAGGUCAAAGUACUUUGCUGGAUAAUGACGUCACCAAAAACUUUAUACGCAAAGGCUCUCCACAUUAAAGAGACGUGGGGUCCACGCUGUGACGUCACUCUCUACAUGAGUAGCAAAGCUGAUCCAACUUUUCCAGCGAUCGGACUUCCAGUGGAAGAAGGACGCAAAAAUCUUUGGAAUAAAACCUUAAACGCCUUCAACUAUAUCUACCAGAACCAUUUCAACGACGCUGAUUGGUUCAUGAAGGCUGAUGACGACACUUACGUCAUCGUAGACAACCUGCGCUACUUUUUGAGCGACAAAAACAGCAGUGAAGGCGUUUACUUCGGCCACCGUUUCAGGUCGUUUUCAAAGGAAGGGUACAUGAGUGGAGGCGCGGGGUACGUUAUGAGCAAAGAGGCACUGAGGUUGUUUGGGACAAAAGGGAAAAGUGAUAAUGCGUGUAGCCUAAAUUCCAAAGCGUGUGGUAAAAGUAUAAAUGAUCCGGAGGAUGCUAAGAUGGGGCAGUGUUUGACGGCAGUUGGCGUCCAUACUGGAGAGUCAAGAGAUACAAAGAAGAGGGCGCGAUUUCUUAUUCAGGGGCAUCUCCCGAGAUGGAUUCACUCACACAAGAAGCAUAACAUAGCAAAGGGUCCCGGAUGUCGUUCCGAUUACCUCAUCUCCUUUCAUCACGUGACACCCACAAAGAUGCACGACUUCGACUUUUAUGAUUAUCGUCUCCGCUUAGCUGGGAACGAUGGUCAACACGUUUACCGGGUCGAUAAUAAAACUGUUCCAAUAUAA
Molecule: messenger RNA, 901 nt
Organism: Asterias rubens (European starfish)
Lineage: Eukaryota; Metazoa; Echinodermata; Asteroidea; Forcipulatida; Asteriidae
Product: glycoprotein-N-acetylgalactosamine 3-beta-galactosyltransferase 1-like
Exons: 2
Coding region: 47-901 (284 amino acids)
Cellular component (GO): membrane
Molecular function (GO): N-acetylgalactosaminide beta-1,3-galactosyltransferase activity
Source: RefSeq, a predicted model, not a curated record